AUGUCAUUCGGUGUUACCAAUGCUCCAGCCAUAUUCAUGGACUAUAUGAAUCACAUUUUUAGACCCUUCCUGGAUAAGUUUGUUGUCGUCUUUAUUGAUGAUAUCCUUAUUUUUUCCACGAGUCGUGAGGAGCAUGAAGAACAUUUAAGGAUAGUGCUCGGUGUGUUAAGAGAAAAGAAGUUUUAUGUCAAACUGUCCAAGUGUGAAUUUUUGAUGGAAGAAGUACAGUUUUUGGGGCACGUAAUAUCAGCGGGCAAUAUUUCUGUGGAUCCUGCAAAGGUGCAGGCUAUGCUUCAUUGGGAAAGACCCCGUUCGGUCACUGAAGUCAGAAAUUUUGUUAGAUUGGCGGGCUACUUUAGACGAUUCAUUGAAGGAUUCUCUAAGAUGGUAGCGUUGUUAACUCAGCUGACCAGGAAAGAUCAUCCUUUUGCUUGGACCAAUCAGUGUGAACCCAGUUUUCAAGAAUUGAAGCAAAAGUUGACGAGUGCUCCAGUAUUAGUUAUUCCCGACAUCAGCAAACCUUUUGAAGUCUUUUGUGAUGCCUCUCACCAAGGAUUGGAUUUGGAGGAACUAUCUUUAUGGAGCUCAAUUCCAAGUGUUCAGCGAUCACAACAGUCUCAAGUAUCUCUUUGA
Messenger RNA from Vigna angularis (adzuki bean), 633 nucleotides. RefSeq lists its product as uncharacterized. The transcript has 2 exons. Lineage: Eukaryota; Viridiplantae; Streptophyta; Magnoliopsida; Fabales; Fabaceae. The record is from RefSeq and is a predicted model, not a curated record. Bases 1 to 633 code for a protein of 210 amino acids.